Gossypium raimondii (Peruvian cotton) is the source of this 901-nucleotide messenger RNA. Its product is annotated as probable calcium-binding protein CML13. The record is from RefSeq and is a predicted model, not a curated record. Bases 213 to 650 code for a protein of 145 amino acids. The transcript has a single exon. Gene Ontology annotation, cellular component: myosin II complex. Gene Ontology annotation, molecular function: calcium ion binding. Lineage: Eukaryota; Viridiplantae; Streptophyta; Magnoliopsida; Malvales; Malvaceae.
GGUGAUGGCGAUCAGAAAAAUAGGAAGGAAAUAGUCAAAAUGUAAACAGUUUCUCUUGGCCUCUUUCACUAGCCUUUCUUCCUCAUCUCUCUAUUAUUUGCACUGUUUUACGAGUUAAAAGGCUGUUAAUACGUUAUGCCCAACAAUUCAAUUCUCUAACAUUCUAACCAAAAUUCUGAAACAAAAAUUUCUUGUCUUCCUUAUCUGACUAAAUGGGCCUCACCGAAGAUCAGAAAAACGCUAUGAAAGAGGCUUUCACUCUCUUUGAUACCGACAGCGACGGCAAGAUAGCUCCGACGGAGCUCGGGGUCUUAAUGAGGUCCCUAGGCGGUAACCCCACCCAAGCUAAACUCAAAGAAAUCGUGGCUCAAGAGAAGUUAACCGCACCCUUCGAUUUCUCACGCUUUAUGGGGCUAAUGGAGAAGCACUUAAAAACGGAGCCGUUCGAACAGAAGUUGCGCGAUGCGUUCAAGGUGCUGGAUAAGGAGGCGACCGGCUUCGUCCUGGUGUCAGAUCUUAAACACAUUUUGACUAGCGUUGGGGAGAAGCUGGAGCCAACGGAGUUCGAUGAUUGGAUCAAGGGAGUCGAUGUUAGCUCCGAUGGGAAGCUCAAAUACGAUGAUUUCAUUGCCAAGAUGGUUGCUAAGUGACAUAGAAGAUCAUUCAAUAUUUCUUCUAUUUUGUUCUUCCAUUGUCAACAAAUGCUUUUUUUUAUUCUUUUUAAAUUUCAACAUUAGUGUUUAAAUGUUUCUAUAAUUUCAGCAAAAUCCUUUUCAAAUAGAAAAUUUAUAUCAGAAUAUUAUGAUUCGAUUCUGAAAAGGGAAAAGAAAUUCGUGUUGUAGUGAUUUUAGUUUUUGUAAUUUGAAAUCAACAUUGUAAUUAAGCAAUUGUUUUUUUUAAA